Molecule: messenger RNA, 2127 nt
Organism: Xenopus laevis (African clawed frog)
Lineage: Eukaryota; Metazoa; Chordata; Amphibia; Anura; Pipidae
Gene: pigu.L
Product: phosphatidylinositol glycan anchor biosynthesis class U protein
Exons: 12
Coding region: 69-1376 (435 amino acids)
Biological process (GO): GPI anchor biosynthetic process; attachment of GPI anchor to protein
Cellular component (GO): GPI-anchor transamidase complex; endoplasmic reticulum membrane; membrane
Source: RefSeq, a predicted model, not a curated record
GUAGGACUGCAGAAAAACCACAAGUCCCGUGUGCCCCCGCUUUGGUUGGGCGAUCCAGCGCUGUGAAGAUGGCGGCUCCUUUGGUGUUAGUGGUGCUGGUGGCCGUGACUAUGAGGGCUAUUCUGUUCCGCUCCAGUCUGGCUGAGUUUAUCUCAGAGCGGGUGGAAGUGGUUUCGCCGUUGAACUCAUGGAAAAGAGUGGUGGAAGGUAUGGCCUUGUUGGACCUUGGAGUGUCCCCUUACUCAGGAGAUAUAUUUCACGAGACGCCGCUCAUUGUAUAUCUCUUCCAUUUCCUUGUAGACUACGCAGAUAUAGUGUUCAUGAUAACUGAUGCCCUCACUGCUGUAACCCUGUACCUUGCUGUUAAGGAGUACAACAAAUUAAUGUUUAAGAAGCAAAAGCUUUUAUUGGAGCUGAAAAGAUAUUCACAGGAAGGACAUGAACUCCUAAGGGUACCAACUGAGAUGUACUAUGUACCUUUGAAGGUGGCUCUCUUCUACUUGUUGAAUCCAUACACAGUUCUGUCUUGUGUAGCCAAAUCCACGUGUGUAAUUAACAAUGCAGUUAUUGCUCUCUUCAUCCUGGCAACUGUUAAAGGUAGCCGGUUACUAAGUGCUGUAUUUCUGUCUCUGGCAACCUAUCAGUCUCUGUAUCCAGUCACCUUAUUGCCACCGGCAUUGCUCUACUUGCUACAGAAGGAAUUUAUCCCAGUGAAGAUGAGGAGUACAGGCUUCUGGCUGUUCAGCUGCCAGUAUUGCUCUUUUUAUCUGGGUUGUUUGUGUGUGCUGGUCUGCCACUCUUUCUUCUUGCUCAACUCCUGGGAUUUUAUACCUUCUAUAUAUGGCUUUAUACUCUCCGUACCAGACCUGACACCAAAUAUCGGCCUGUUUUGGUAUUUCUUCGCAGAAAUGUUCGAACACUUCAGUCUGUUCUUUGUCUGCGUCUUUCAGAUCAAUAUUUUCUUCUACACCGUACCUCUCACUAUCAAGUUAAAGGAUCAUCCCAUGUUUCUGAUGUUCAUGCAGCUUGCCAUCAUCUCUAUCUUUAAGUCCUACCCCACUGUAGGUGACGUGGCUCUCUAUAUGGCCCUGCUGCCCAUGUGGGCUCACUUGUCCAGAUUUCUGCGGAAUGUCUUCAUCGUGUCCUGCAUGCUGAUAGUGUGCACGCUGCUAUUUCCAGUUCUUUGGCACCUGUGGAUUUAUGCCGGCAGUGCCAACUCAAAUUUUUAUUAUGCCAUUACGCUCUUGUUUAACGUUGGCCAGAUUUUGCUGGUGUCGGAUUAUUUUUAUGCCUUUCUGCGGAGAGAUUACCACCUGCACCAUGGCCUUUACCUCACCAAGAAGGAUGGUACUGAAGCCACCUUAGUCCUGAAGUAACGUUGUGGCCCAUAAAAAUUGCCACGAAAGAAGGGACUCUCUUUGUUAGGCAAGAGAGAGAGAGUAGGUUUUACUAUAAACCAGUCUCUUGAAGAGUCCUGCAUGGAGAUUGAAAAGGACUCUUUUUAUUAUGGUUCCAGGAUCUUUAAAUUGGUUGCACCAUAUAACUGUUGAUCAACACUCCUUACAACAAUGCACACACUGUGCUAGAACGAUCUUAGGAGCAUAAACGUUAAAGGCUCAUUGAGAAGAACUUGGGAAAGUGUUUUUUUGGAAUCCAACUUUCCUCUCCCAUUCUGUUGAACUGUGCCAUUACUGGGCAAUGUGGAAAUCUUCUCGAUGCCACUACACAGUGCAGAAUGUUUUCCAAAAGAAAAUGGAAGUGGAGGCCUGCAGUGUUAGUGGCAACUUUUUAUACAGGGGAUGUUUGUGAGAACUUUAGACAUUCAAGUGACCAGCAGGUGCCUCCCUUCUACCCUCCACCCUGUUUUUGUUUUUUUUGUUUUGUUUUUACCACAAGGUUGGGGCAAAGAUACAUCAGUGCACUGAUCACUCCCUAUCAUCUCUGAGAAGUGUUUUAUUGAAUUAUGACCUGUCUUUUGGAUAAAGCUCUUACAUUGUGCAAUAAUGUAUAUGCACAGCACAUGGACAGACCUUUUUUUAUACUGUGUCUUCAUGGUACGGAUUUUAUAGACUGUUGUGCAUGGAUAAUGCAGACCUGGCCUGUGUAAUAAGCACAGAAUAUAUUGUU